This is a messenger RNA of Penicillium samsonianum, 411 nucleotides long. RefSeq lists its product as uncharacterized. Gene Ontology annotation, molecular function: protein binding. Lineage: Eukaryota; Fungi; Ascomycota; Eurotiomycetes; Eurotiales; Aspergillaceae. The record is from RefSeq and is a predicted model, not a curated record. The coding region runs from base 1 to 411 and encodes 136 amino acids. The transcript has a single exon.
AUGGUCGAAUCCUUGAUUGAGAAAGGUGCAGACCCAAACUUGGACUGGCAGUUCUCCACUCGGGAUCACGCGGAUUGGUUUUUCUAUAGCACAAUAGGUUUCGCUCUACAUUUCGGGCACCUUGAAAUUGUGAAACUUCUGCUGGCAAAGGGUGUCCAUCCAGACAAAACAGAUCUCGAGCUCGCCACAAAGAGAAAUUACGAGGAGGCAAUUGCUCUCUUAUCGGAAUUCUCCUACGACAACUUACCUGAGAAAGGAUCUGUGCCCACUCAUGUUUCUUUUAACAUAGAAGCCAGGUUCGAUAAGGGUCUUGAGGUCAAUGUGGUGACAGACGAGCUUUGGACCUGUGAUACUACCCAAGUGGAAGGCUCGGAGGAUGCAAAAUAUCCCAAUGAAUUGGACAUAUAUUAG